This is a messenger RNA of Benincasa hispida (wax gourd), 1210 nucleotides long. RefSeq names its product formiminotransferase cyclodeaminase-like protein. The record is from RefSeq and is a predicted model, not a curated record. Lineage: Eukaryota; Viridiplantae; Streptophyta; Magnoliopsida; Cucurbitales; Cucurbitaceae. Gene Ontology annotation, molecular function: transferase activity; folic acid binding.
GCUGCGUCGUCAGGCUCCAUUCGGCUCACUUUAAAGCUUCUAGUUGCCGGCCUCACGGGUCUCUCUUUAAAAUCCUCACCCUUAUCCCUUCAAAUCUUCGACCACUUAAACAAUCAAGCAGAUAGAGCUACCUAGAAAUGGCUUUCGAUCUCACCCCCAAGGACAAGAGAAGAAGCUUGGAUCAAAAAGUGCUUUUAUGCUGCAAAUACUACGUUUCUGAAUCGCGCAAUCGUUCUGUACUGGAGGCGAUCGAGAGAGCUGCAAGAGAAGACCCAGAUUCGGUUAUCGUCAACAAAUUCGAAGACGGAGCUUACAACAGGACAAGGUACACCAUCGUCUCCUACGUCGUUCACGACACUACAGGCAACGCCAUUUACAGCCCGUUGCUUCAAACCGUGCUGGCCAUGACUCAGGUUGCUUUCUCUAGCAUCAAUCUCGAGUCUCAUUCCGGUACCCACCCUCGCCUAGGAGUCGUAGACGACAUCGUUUUUCAUCCCCUCGCUCGAGCCUCCCUCCAUGAAGCUGCGUGGCUAGCUAAGACCGUCGCUAAGGACAUUGCGGCCAUGUUUCAAGUGCCUGUAUUUCUGUACUCUGCGGCUCACCCAAGUGGCAAAGCGCCGGACGAUUUGAGGCGGGAGCUUGGGUAUUUCCGGCCCAAUUACAAGGGGAAUCAGUGGGCUGGGUGGUCCAUGCCGGAAACUUUGCCGGAGAACCCUGAUGAAGGGCCAAAUACGGUAUCUCGAGAGCGAGGAAUCACGAUGAUCGGUGCGCGUCCGUGGACGGCGAUGUACAAUAUUCCGAUAUUGUCGACCGAUGUGUCGGCCACUCGGAGAAUAGCAAGGAUGGUGAGUGGUAGAGGAGGUGGGUUGCCGACGGUGCAAACCAUAGGGCUUCUCCACGAUGAUGAUACGACGGAGAUAGCUUGCGUUCUGUUGGAGCCUAAUCAGAUUGGAGCAGAUCGAGUCCAGAGACAUGUGGAGAUUGUUGCUGCUCAAUUCGGGUUGGAAGUUGAGAAUGGCUAUUUCACUGAUUACUCACCGGAGAUGAUCGUUGAAAAAUAUUUGAAUUUGAUUUCUGGUGCCAAAAAUCAACUGGGAAAUCGUUUGGACCAACAAUGAUUUCUGUAUUGAGAUUCAGAUUUCGUAAUAAAACGGAAAUCGAAUUUCAUCAUUUCUAAAUUGCAUAAUAAUAAUAAUAAUAAUAAUAAUAA